Molecule: messenger RNA, 1130 nt
Organism: Haliotis rubra (blacklip abalone)
Lineage: Eukaryota; Metazoa; Mollusca; Gastropoda; Lepetellida; Haliotidae
Product: NXPE family member 4-like
Exons: 1
Coding region: 175-978 (267 amino acids)
Source: RefSeq, a predicted model, not a curated record
UCGAUCAGCGUGUCGCAAUACGUAUCGUUUUCAUGUCUGAACCGGUAAAUACCGGUGAUAUUGCGCAGCCCUAAUAGCACCUACGUCACUUUUGGGGUAGGUAUGUCAUCCUGAUUACCUACAACACACUCAUAAAUAUAUAUGUAUGUAUGAUCAUUUUAAAUUCUUCCUGCGAUGUUAUUUCUUUUAACAGCUUCUAAUGGUAUGGACAUGGCAGCCCCUAGGACUCCAUGCAGCAAGCUGGCACCGGUGGUCACAUGGCAACAAGAGUCGCCAAAUGGUUUCUUUGUCAACAAUAAGUGGCAUUCGCUGUUGUGUACUGACACUCUGCCCCGCACCACUGAUGCUUACAGACAAUGCUUGAAAGGAAAGACCCUCUGGCUUCAUGGGGACUCAACAAGUAAUCAGUUCAAAGAGAUUCUUCAUUCAAUUUUACGUUUUCCUUCCCAUAGCGAUGCGCAUAUACCUACCAUUGACACAGAUGUUAAACACAAUUUUUCAAUUUCCUGGCAUGCUCAUGAAGAACCAUUCUAUCAUGGAGGUCGACGCUAUGACUGGUCCACAAACCAGGGACAACAUGUCGUAAUGGACCGUCUCCCGAACACAACCAAGGACAUCGUAGUGCUGUAUAUGUACGUUCAUUUCACGCUUGUCCACCCGGACGUGUUCAGGCGACAUGUUCAGGGACUUGUUCCUUCAGUAAAGAACCUCUUGGCACGCGCUCCUAAUGUAACACUUGCAGUUCGUGGCCCACAUGCAUUUUUUAGACAUUCGGAUGCCAUUGGUAUGUUAUCUUACUGGGGUCUUCUGUACGCUGAUAUUUGGCAUGAGGCAUUUGCUUCACUGCAGCACCAGAUUAUUUAUUUAGAUUUCUGGGACUUGACAAUGGCUAAACCAUCCCGGGAUUGCCACCCAGAUGGGAACACGGUGAGAGACAAGGUGCACAACAUGAUGUCACUUCUGUGCUUUAGAAAAUGAAGAUGCUGUUACGUCAUGUGGACGUAUGCUUUGAUGUCUGUAUUGCCACCGUGAAAGUUUUGUGUCCUCAAAUCCUACCCUAGAAAAUCCGUUUGAGAAUUGAUCUUUAGUAACCCUUGUUUGUCGUAAGAGUCGACUAACCAGAUCGGGUG